GUCCGCCAUAAACCCCACAGAAGAAGAAGAGGAGGAAGAAGAACGUUGUCGUCGAAGAGGAAUGUUUAAGAGCUGAGUGAGCUGUGACUUACAUCUAAAACCAGUCUCUCUGGGGAGAGAGAGGAGGAGACCACUGCCUCUAAAAUGAGUCUCUCUGGGGAGAGAGCAGGGGACCACUGCCUCUAAAAUGAGUCUCUCUGGGGAGAGAGAAGAGACAACUACCUCUAAAAUGAGUCUCUGGGGAGAGAGAGGAGGAGACCACUGCCUCUAAAAUGAGUCUCUCUGGGGAGAGAGAGGAGGAGACCACUGCCUCUAAAAUGACUCAAGACACCAGUUCUAAAAGUGUCCAGAAGCCCAGAGCAGAGUCACCUACAACCAGCCUGCUAUCAAUGAAGAGUGAUCAGCCACCUGCUUUCAGCCAGGAACCAUUACCAGAUGACAAUAAGGAAGUGGAGAGUUUGGGCAGUGAGGAUGCAUUAAAGAUCACACACAACCUUCUGGACAGAAGAAGUCAAACUCUGCUGACAGUCCAACAAGACAUUAAGGCUAAACUGAAACACAAGUAUCAACACAUAUCUGAAGGAAUUGGACACCAUGGAAACCAAAGUCUGUUAAAGGAUAUUUACACAGAGCUCUACAUCACAGAGGGUGGAAGUGGAGGGCUUAAUAAUGAACAUGAGGUGAGACAGAUAGAGAUGGCAUCCAAGAAACAAACCACACAAGAGACACCAAUCAAAUGCAACGACAUCUUCAAGCCUUUACCUGGACAAGACAAACCUAUCAGAACUGUGCUGACAAAAGGAAUCGCUGGCAUUGGAAAAACAGUCUCUGUGCAGAAGGUCAUCCUUGACUGGGCAGAGGGAAAAGCAAAUCAGGACGUUCAUUUCAUGUUUCCUCUUCCUUUCCGUGAUCUGAACCUGAAAAAGGACCAAUACAGUCUGGUGCAACUUCUUUCCCACUACUUCUCAGAGCUGAAAGAGAUUGACAGCAUUGAAGAUGGUGAAACCAAAACUGUUUUCAUUUUUGAUGGUCUGGAUGAGUGUCGACUUCCUCUAGACUUCAAAAACAAUGAGAAAUGCUGUGAUGUCACAAAGCCAACCUCAGUGGACGUGCUGCUGACAAACCUCAUCGAGGGGAAUCUGCUUCCCUCUGCUCUCCUCUGGAUAACCACACGGCCUGCAGCAGCCAAUCAGAUCCCUCCUGAGUGUGUUGACCAGGUGACAGAGUUACGAGGGUUCAAUGAUCCACAGAAGGAGGAGUACUUCAGGAAGAAAAUCACAGAUCAGAACAUGGCCAAUGAAAUCAUCAAACACAUGAAGAAAUCAAGGAUCCUCCACAUCAUGUGCCACAUACCAGUCUUCUGUUGGAUAUCAGCUACUGUCCUUGAGAUGAUGCUGAAAGUGGCAGAGAAGGAUGAAGUCCCCAAAACUCUGACCCAGAUCUACUCACACUUCAUACUCAUCCAAAUCAUUGUGAAGAACAGGAAGUACAACAAAGCCACAGAGACAAACCCAAAGGAACUGUCUCAGUCAGACAAAGAGAUGAUCCUGAAACUGGCAAAGCUGGCUUUCCAACAGCUGCAGAAGGGCAACCUGAUCUUCUAUGAGGAGGACCUGAGAGAGUGUGGCCUUGAUGUCACAGAGGCAUCAGAGUACUCAGCAUUGUGUACAGAGAUCCUUAAAGAAGAAUCUGGGCUGUACCAAGAGAAGGUCUACAGCUUUGUGCAUCUGACCAUGCAGGAGUUUCUAGCAGCAGUGCAUGCUUUAGAAUCAUGUCUGGACAAGAAGGAAAAUGUUUUCCCUCCUAAAGCAGUCACUAGUGAUGAUGAUGAUGAUGUCACUAAGAGUCAAGAUAAUUAUGAAAAGAGCCGAUUCAAAUUCUGGUCAGACAAGUUGAAGUCAGACAAGUUGAAGUCAGACAAGUUGAGGUCAGACAAGUUGAAGUCAGACAAGUUGAAGUCAGACAAGUUGAAGUCAGACAAGUUGAGGUCAGACAAGUUGAAGUCAGACAAGUUGAAGUCAGACAAGUUGAGGUCAGACAAGUUGAAGUCAGACAAGUUGAAGUCAGACAAGUUGAAGUCAGACAAGAUGAAGUCAGACAAGUUGAGGUCAGACAAGUUGAAGUCACACAAAUUGUCUGACUUACACAGGAGAGCAGUGGACCAGGCCUUGAAGAGUAAGAAUGGACACCUGGACCUGUUCCUCCGCUUCCUUCUGGGUCUCUCACUGGAGUCCAAUCAGAAUCUGUUACGAGGCCUUCUGACACAGACAGGAAGUUCAACACAGACCAAUGAGGAAACAGUCAGGUACCUUUCAGACAAGAUCGAGGAGGAAUCCUCACCAGAAAGGAUCAUCAACUUGUUCCACUGUCUGAAUGAACUUGGUGCCAACUCUCUAGUUGAAGACAUGCAGACCUCCCUGCGAUCAGAAACACUUUCAGCAACAAGACUAAAACCUGACCAAUGUUCAGCCCUGGCCUACCUGUUACUGAUGUCAGAGGAGGUGCUGGAGGAGUUUGACCUGAAGACAUACAACACAUCAGAGGAAGGUUAUCAGAGGUUGUUGCCGGUAGUGAAAACCUGCAAAAGAGCACUACUGGAUCACUGUAAACUCACAUAUAAAUCCUGGGAGACUCUGACCUCAGCUCUGCAGACACCAAACUCCCCUCUGAGAGAACUGGACCUCAGCUACAAUGACCUGGGAGACAGAGGAGUGGAGCUGCUCUGUGUUGGACUAACCAGUCCACUCUACAACAUACAGACACUAGUUCUGGGUCAGUGUGGUCUGACAGAGGGUUGCUGUUCACAUCUGGCCUCAGUCCUGAGUUCACCCAACUCACAACUGAAACACCUGGAGCUGAGAGACAAUGACCUGCAGGACUCAGGAGUUACAUUGCUGUCUGCUGGACUGAAGGAUCCAGACUGUAAACUACACACACUGGGGCUGUCUGGCUGUCUGGUCACAGGGGAGGGCUGUGCUGCUCUUUCUUCAGCUCUGAGGUCAAACCCCUCCCACCUGAAAGAGCUGGACCUGAGCUACAAUCACCCAGGAGACUCUGCAGGGGGACUGCUUUCAGCUGCUCUGGUGGAUCCCACAUAUAAACUGAUGAAGCUGAAUGUGGAUCAUGGUGGAGAGUGCUGGCUGAAAUCAGGGCUGGGGAAAUAUGCCUGUCAUCUCACCCUGGACCCAAAUACAGCACACCCAAACCUGAUACUGUCUGAGGGGAACUGUAAAAUGACAUGUGUGGUGGAGAAACAGCAUUAUGAAGACCAUCCAGACAGAUUUGAUUGUCUUCCCCAAGUUCUCUGCAGAGAAGGCUUAUCUGGAUGUCGUUAUUACUGGGAGGUGGAGAGGGAUGGUGACUGGGAUGGUGGCAAGGCUUACAUUGGUGUGGUGUACAAAGGAAUAAAGAGGAAGAGAGAAGAGGAUGACAGUUGGAUUGGAGCCAAUAAGGAGUCCUGGUGUUUAGUUUGCUCUGACAGUGAUUAUCACUUUUACCAAGCUGGAGUCCAUAGCAGAUCCAUCUCUGGUCCUGUUCCUAGCACAGUUGGUGUGUAUCUGGACUGGCCAGCUGGUACUUUGACCCUCUAUAGUGUGUCCUCCUCUGGUACACUGACACACCUUUACACAGAACACACCAGAUUCACUGAACCCCUCUAUCCUGGGUUUGGGUUUGAGGUUUCCUCCUCAGUGACCUUGUGUCAGAGAGAUGACCAACACAUUCAGAGGUGA
This is a messenger RNA of Salvelinus fontinalis (brook trout), 3731 nucleotides long. Its product is annotated as NACHT, LRR and PYD domains-containing protein 3-like. The coding region runs from base 273 to 3731 and encodes 1152 amino acids. The transcript is spliced from 9 exons. The record is from RefSeq and is a predicted model, not a curated record. Gene Ontology annotation, molecular function: protein binding. NCBI's taxonomy places the organism in Eukaryota, Metazoa, Chordata, Actinopteri, Salmoniformes, Salmonidae.